Molecule: messenger RNA, 177 nt
Organism: Heterobasidion irregulare TC 32-1
Lineage: Eukaryota; Fungi; Basidiomycota; Agaricomycetes; Russulales; Bondarzewiaceae
Exons: 2
Coding region: 1-177 (58 amino acids)
Source: RefSeq, a predicted model, not a curated record
AUGAGAGCCAGUAGUCCGUAUUGGCUGAUAUCCUCCUCAAACACAAUCUUGCACCAUUACUUAGCUACCCUAGUCAUACAAUACCUCUCCUUUGUUUUUAUUGGUUCUCCAACGCCUUUUCCUGCUACCUACGCUCGGGCAACGGAUCCCAAACAUUCGGAAUUUCACCAUCGCUGA